CUGACAUCUGAAAUGUUUGAAGCCGAUCUUGAAAAAGCAUUGCUGCUAAGCAAACUGGAAUAUGAAGAGCACAAAAAGGAAUAUGAAAACGUUGAAAAUACUUCACCUCAGUCAAAGUCUGUGAAUAAGAAAGAGAAAAAGAACCAGCAAGGAAAAGACAAACCUCUCACUGUGUCUCUGAAAGACUUUCAGUCAGACAGUAAUAUAGAUAACCUUGCUAAAAAACAUGAGGAACUGAACUCUUCCCAGUCUUCGUUGCAUGAUAGAGGAUUUUUCAACAAGCUGGACGAUGAUGUUCACAGAAUACUUGAAAGAGAGAAAAGGAAAGUCCAGCUUGCUGAUUACAGUGAAACAGAUAACUGCACAUCUCGUGAACACAACCAGGAGACUACUUUGAGAGAUGGAAAAACAGAACGACUAAAGCUUGAGCUUGAAAAAAAAGAUGCAGAAAUUGAGCAACUGAAAAAUGUAAUAACUCAGUGGGAGGCAAAAUAUAAAGAAGUAAAAGCAAGAAAUGCACAGCUUCUGAAGAUGAUGCAAGAAGGUGAAAUGAAAGACAAAGCAGAAAUACUCCUGCAGGUUGAUGAAUCUCAAAUUAUCAAAAAUGAAUUGACCGUACAGGUAACUAUACUUCAUGCUGCAUUAGAGCAAGAAAGAUCCAAAGUGAAACUGCUGCAGGCAGAAUUAACAAAAUAUCAGAGUGGGAAAAAAGGGAAAAGGCACUCCGAAUCUGACCAGUGCAGGUGA
This is a messenger RNA of Pelecanus crispus (Dalmatian pelican), 747 nucleotides long. The record is from RefSeq and is a predicted model, not a curated record. Lineage: Eukaryota; Metazoa; Chordata; Aves; Pelecaniformes; Pelecanidae.